GCAAAAUUCCCCGCACAGACGACGUGUGACCACCGUCGAGAGAGGAGUCUGUGUUGCAUCCUGUGUUCGCCCGACUCUCUUUUUUUGUAUUAACCCCUUUUUUGAAUUCGAAUCUCUCCGCUGCAUCCUCUUCUGCCGCGAUUCCGCACCAAAAGACAAACAUGAUGAGCUUCUGGCGCAUGGUUGUGGCGACAAUGCUGGUGGUGGCAGUCGCGGUGGCAGUGGCGGCAGCAGAGGAAGGCGAAGCUCAACUUCCCGCGGCAGCACAGGAAGCCGGAACCGAAGAAGCGGCCGAGAAUUCGGACACCACUGACUCUCCAACUGCUGAAGUUGAAGGAAGCGAAACGGCCAAGGAGAGUCCAAGCUCCGACGCCGCCGCUGAGCCCGAGGACUCUGGCGACGACGACGCCGACGGCGGCGACGGCGACGAGCCAGGCAACAACGGGGACUCCCUCGCCGCCCACCUGCCGGCUCUCCUCGCCUCCACCGUCUUCGCUCUCAAGUUCGCCCACUGAGAGAAGAGAGGAGACGCAGCAACAUGAAAGGAGAAGAUAAAGGAGAGGGACGGUGAGAGGAAGAGGACGAGGGCGAGGAGGAGGAGGAGGAGGGAUAGCAAGAGUGACAGGAAAUGGAGGAAAAGGAGCGACGCCAAGGAUGAGAAGAGGAGGAGGCGGAGGAGAAGGAAAAGUGACGAGAAGGAUGAAAGGAAGAGGAGAAAAAGGAGGAGGAGGAGGAGGAGGAGGAGAAGGAGGGAGAGAUAGCAACAGAGACGGCGGAAGGACGGUCGGACUGACAGAGUUCUGCGUUUUCCUCUGUGCUCUUCUUCUUCAGCGUCACCGCCGCCUUCGUCCUCCUCUCCUCCUUGUCUCGUCUCGUUCCUUGUCCUUCUUCUUCCUCUCUAAUUUUCCUUUCCCUCCGUUUUUCCCCCAUUCUCUCCCGUGCCCUGGCCUCCAGUUUCUCUUCCUCCCUUGCUCUUCAUCCUCUUUCUAAUUCUCCUUUUCCUUCCUCCUAUCUUCCCGCCCUUUCCCCUCCUCCUCCUCCUCCUCCUCCUCGCCCCCCCCUUCUUCUUGGUCCCCCAUACCCACCUUUAUCAUCGCUUCUUUGUUCGUCCCUUUAUCAGCCUCCUUGCUUCACCUCCAACAGACCAUCACAACACAGCUGUCCAGCGAAGAAGAGGGAGAGGAGAGGACAGGAGAAGAAGACCCAUCUGUUGGAAGUGAUGCCAUAAAAGCGAACAAAAGAGAAAAAAAGGAACAAAAAAAAUCUUUUUGUUUUUGUCUUCGUUUAAUGUAUUUCCCUGGCUCUGAGGAGUUCACCUGAGAGAGAAAAGAGCAGAAGAAGCAGGAGGAAAAUGACGGAAAGUAGUAUUGGGCGAUGAAUAAAUGGAGUCAAUGAAGACGAGCGCAGAAAAAGGACAACUCUAAUGUGAAACCAAAAUCUUCGGACUUUUCCCCAUCUCUCUCUCUCUCUCUCUCUCUCUCUCUCUCUCUCUCUCUCUCUCUCUAUAUAUAUAUAUAUAUAUAUAUAUAUAUAUAUAUAUAUAUAUAUAUAUAUAUAUAUAUAUAUAUAUAUACUUGUAUGUACGUGCGUAUGUAUACAUGAUGUGUGUAUAUAUACCCGUUGCUCUCCAAACUUUUUCUCGAAAGGAUUUCAAUUCCCUCCUACAGAACAGGUGUAAGAAGACUCACUGUGUAUUUCUCAACAUAUCAAAGCCAGGGAGAUUAUCAAGUGAUUAGCAGAAACAGUCUGCUGAUAAUAUUACGACUGAGUCCAUCUUGAUUACAUUUAUUUGAUCAGAUUUUUUUUCCUCCUCUUUCUAUCUAUCGCAUUCUUCUUCGUUUUAUUGCUCUUCCUUUUGUGUUUCUAAUUCCACUUUUUCCUUUUCUCUUUCUUCUAUUCCCGAUUCCUUUCCUUCCACUUCUUACUGUUCUUUGUCUCUUUCCACGUUCUUCCUUUGUUUCAGACAUUUAUUCCCUUCUCCUAUACACACCUACCCUUUGCUGUGAUAAAACGAGAAAAUAUUUGAAAAAAAAAAGAAUUUUUUUGUUUUUGUGUUUUUGUUCUUCACUUUACCACUCGUAAUAGUCUGAACCAAUGAAUAAAAUCAUACAAAAAGAUUUGUAACUUCUCUUAUUUACAUAAUUAGUCAUCACCUGCAGAUAUAAUAAAGGUAGUGAAAAUAUCAGAAAAUACUUUUAUCAUUAGUUCUUGUGUUGAACUAAACGCCAUCACGUGUAUUCUGCAGACUGUUCACUUUUAAAAUAUUUUAUUAGUUUACUUGGUGUCUCCCAUUUUUCUGUCCUUUUGAUUUUAAUUUUCCCUUCUUUCUUUAAUUUUCUUUACAUUCUUUCUAUUCUCUCUCUCUCUCUCUCUCUCUCUCUCUCUCUCUCUCUCUCUCUCUCUCUCUCUCUCUCUCUCUCUCUCUCUCUCUCUCUCUCUCUCUCUCUCUCUCUCUCUCUCUCCCUCCCUCUCAAUAUAUAUAUAUAUAUAUAUAUAUAUAUAUAUAUAUAUAUAUAUACAUAUAUACAUAUAUAUAUAUAUAUAUAUAUAUAUAUAUAUAUAUAUAUAUAUAUAUAUAUAUAUAUAUUAUAUAUAUAUAUAUAUAUAUAUAUAUAUAUAUAUAUAUAUAUAUAUAUAUAUAUAUAUAUAUAUAUAUAUAUACUUUCCUAUCUUAUAUCCGUUUUUUUUUGUCAAAGUAAGUUUAGUCAAAUGUUAGUAUAUUGAGAAAAGUAGUAGAAUAUAUUUUCAAAGAGUCUUUCGUGUAGAACACCGACGCAGCGAAACGAAAAUAAUUCAUGAGUGGAGAGUUGACUAAUUAAAAUAUAUAUAUAUAUAGCAUUACAUUGACGUAAUGCCACAGUAUCAUGCUUUGAAAUUUGGAAGAAAAAAAGAAAGGAAAAUAUUAGUUCCAUCCUUUGUAUCAUACACACGUAAGGUAUAAAUAAUCAUGACAAGUUAAUUGAUGUUUGACAUUAGAUAUAGGAACUAUUUUCUCUCUCUCUCGUGCGUUCUCUCUCUCUCUCCUUAUUGUUAUUUUGCAAUAAUUUCCAUGUAACCUAAUGGAUGUUAUUUUUCCGUUUGUUUGUUUUUAUUUUCUUUGUGUAUUAGAUUAUAAAUUCACAUCAAAUCUGUAAGGCCAACAUUAUAUAGAGUUCUCUGUAAUAAUUUAUAUUUUAAGUUAUUAUAAUAUUAAUUAUUACUAUUAUUAAGAUUAUUAUUUUUAUUAUUAUUAUCGGUAUUAUUAAUCAUGAUCAUCGUUAAAAUAUUAUAGAUUUUGCUUCUCCUUUCCCCUCCCUAUUGUUCUCUUAAAAUACACUUAUAAUGCCAUCUUUUUCUAUGGAUCAUUAUUAGGAAAUUUUGUCGACGAGCAAACUGAAUUUUAAAAUCCAAACCCUCGAGAAAAUUAACCAAUUUGUACUUUUAUAGUCCCUUUUGUGUAUUGAAGAAAAGUUCAUUGCGAAAUGCCUUAGCAACUUAGAGACCCUCCCCCCCUAUCCGUACUCGCCUCCCCCCCUCCCCUACCACCUACCCCUCCCCUCCUUUUUUUUUAUUUCCCCAACGCCCUUCCCUCAACCCUAUCACCUCACCUCCCUCCCCUCCCCUCCCCCAGCCCCUUUUUUGAAACGUUUAAAUAGAAGUAAUGAUAAUGAAAAAAAGCUUAACUUGUACCCCUCCUAUGAAAGUGUUCAUUGCUAAAAUCUAAGUUGAUGUCCAUUCCUGCCAUAAACCAAGUUUGUGAGGAAAUAGAUACCCUUAUUUUUUAUAUUUAUUAUUAUUUAGUUAUUCCCCAUUUCGUUUCCUCUCAUGGGAAAAAAAAAGAAAAUAUUAGGCUUACGUAUUUUUUAUUUUUAUUUUUUAUUUCUCGUUUUGUGCCGUUAGAUAGAAAACUUUUUUUUCUUCCAUUUCUUAAAGACAUUAUCGGCCUUUAUUUUUAGACAUGCCUAUCCUUAUAAAUGCAUUUGUCAUGUAAUAAGAAAAUAAUAAAAAAAAAACAUUCCCUAUAUCGAAGAUUUUUGUCCAAAGUUUUUUCAUACAUUUUUGCACAUAUUUCUAUACUCUUGUUCCGUCAAUGUAUUAGUGUAGAAAAACGCUCCAUCUUAUACAUGUAAUGUCUGGAUUUGAUUAAGUGAAUAAAGUUAGUUCCAUGGAUA
Messenger RNA from Penaeus monodon (black tiger shrimp), 4151 nucleotides. Its product is annotated as late secretory pathway protein AVL9-like. The transcript has 4 exons. The record is from RefSeq and is a predicted model, not a curated record. Lineage: Eukaryota; Metazoa; Arthropoda; Malacostraca; Decapoda; Penaeidae. Bases 162 to 515 code for a protein of 117 amino acids.